This is a messenger RNA of Ruditapes philippinarum (Manila clam), 4703 nucleotides long. RefSeq names its product acyl-coenzyme A synthetase ACSM3, mitochondrial-like. Gene Ontology annotation, biological process: fatty acid biosynthetic process; acyl-CoA metabolic process. Gene Ontology annotation, molecular function: fatty-acyl-CoA synthase activity; fatty acid ligase activity. The transcript has 17 exons. Lineage: Eukaryota; Metazoa; Mollusca; Bivalvia; Venerida; Veneridae. The record is from RefSeq and is a predicted model, not a curated record. Bases 131 to 1879 code for a protein of 582 amino acids. Gene Ontology annotation, cellular component: mitochondrial matrix.
UGAUAUCAACUUUCACAGAUCAGCUAUUAUUACUGUGCAGGUUCCUUAAACUUUUAUGAAUAUUAUCAAAUGAUAAGUGUCACUUGAGAGGUAUAUUCAUUUUAUUCUGCCAGCUUUACAUGGAGUAAAUAUGAGAUUUUUAAACCAAGGGAGACAACUUUUGAACAGAGCAUCAAGAGAGAAGUUGCUCCCCUUGCUUGGAUCCUGUAGACUGGCAUCAACAUGGAAUUAUGAGCAUGAGAAGAAAAAUUUUAAACUUAAGGCGCCAACACACUAUAACUUUGCCAGGGAUGUUGUCGACAAAUGGGCAGAAAAAGAAAUGACUGGAGAAAGGGGAAAUAAUCCAGCAUUCUGGUGGGUAGAUGAUUCAGGAAAUGAGCUCAAAUGGUCAUACAGAGAUGUUUCCUACCAGUCUAAACUUGUUGCCAAUGUAUUAAAGGAAGCAUGUAAGCUGGAAACCAAUGAUGUUGUCAUAGUGAUAUUACCCAGAAUACCACAGUGGUGGGCCAUAAAUGUAGGAGCUAUUCGAGCUGGUAUAAUUCUAAGUCCAGGAACAACUCUACUGAGAUCUAGUGACAUAAAGUACAGAAUAAAUGCCUCUAAUGCUAAAUGUGUCAUCACAAAUGCUGAAUGUGCAGGACAUGUUGAUGAGGUAGCAGAGUAUUGCCCAUCACUGCAGUCAAAGAUUAUAGUUGGGGAAGGACAAGUCAGAUCUGGAUGGCAGAAUUAUGAAGAACUGGUCAGAAAAAGCACAGACAACUUUCAGUGUGUAAAUUCAAAAUCAGAUGAUCCUAUGACUGUAUUUUUUACGAGCGGGACAACCGGUGCUCCGAAGAUGACGGAACAUUCACACAGUAGCUAUGGUCUCGGACAUCUAAUUACUGCAAGAUAUUUCCUUGAACUUUCAACAAAUGAUGUACUGUGGAAUUUGUCAGACACAGGCUGGGCUAAAUGUGCCUGGAGCAGCCUGUUUUCUCCCUGGAUUGCUGGUGCCUGCGUGUUUGUACAGGACUCACCCAAGUUUGAUCCCCAGCAGGCACUUCAGAUUCUACUUACCAAACCUAUAUCAAAAUUCUGUGCCCCACCCACUGCUGUGAGGUUCCUUCAAGUAGAACCAAAUUUUUCAGAGAUUAGAAAGCAAAAGUGUCUUAAUCACUGUGUAUCCGGGGGAGAACCAGUGAAUCCUGAGCUACUGGAAGAAUGGGAAGAAGGAACUGGUCUAAAAUUAUACGAGGGAUAUGGACAAACAGAAACAACAUUUCUGUGUGGCACAUAUAAAGGUAUAGAGCAGAGACCAGGAUCUAUGGGUAAAGCUGCACCAGGUUAUGAGCUUCAGAUAGUUAAUGAUGAGGGUAAAGUAUUACCAAGGGGGAAAGAGGGCAACAUUGGAAUCUUGUGUAAACCUGAAAAACCUUGUGGACUUUUUACAAAAUAUAUUGAUGAUGAAGAGAGGAUGCGGAGUGUGUUUGUCGGAGAUUAUUACCUGACUGGAGAUCGUGCCUACAUGGAUGAUGACGACUAUGUGUGGUUUGUAGGUCGCGCUGAUGACGUCAUAAUCUCAUCUGGGUACAGAAUAGGACCAUUCGAAGUAGAAAGUGCAUUAUUAGAGCAUCCAGCCGUACUGGAAUCAGCAGUUGUCAGCAGUCCUGAUUAUAAUAGAGGAGAGGUUGUUAAAGCUUUUGUCACUCUAACUGAACCAUUCAAGAUGGCCGACAAAGAACAGCUUGCUAAAGAGUUACAAGAACAUGCAAAACAAGUCACUGCUCCAUAUAAAUAUCCUAGAAAAAUUGAGUUUGUGGAUACAUUGCCAAAGACUGUUAGUGGAAAGAUACGGCGUGUGGAGCUGCGUAAUAAAGAAUGGGGCAGAAUUGAAGAAUAGUUCUGCUCACAGAAAAUAAAAUAACUCCAUUUUUACAAAGACUAUGUGAAUGGUAUUAUGCAUAAUUUGACAUAAUUUGGUAUAAUUGCAAAAGAUUUUGAAGUGAAAAUUUGAAAUGAUAAAAAAAAAAAUCACAAAAAAAACAAAGCCAUUAUGUGAUUCGUGCCUUUAACGCGUGUUCCAUAUGACGUCACUACAGGUAAAAAUGAUUAUGUUUGGCACUGAUGUUGACAUCAAGCCAAAACAUCUGCAAGAAAUAAUUACCAGAUGUUUGUGGUUGUGUGGCUUGAUAUUAAUGUAAGUGUUAAAAUGAUGAAUUGAAUAUGGCUGCCUAAAAUUGUGGUUUUGUGAAAAGUUAUUAUUAUAUUGUUUAUAUAGUUUAUAUAAAUGAAUUUUUUUUACAACUGUUGAAAAAAUUUGUUGUUAGACUUUUAUUAGACUUAGUUUUUGUAAGCAUUGAUUAUUUUGUCUAGAUUGACAUUUUAAUGACUAAGUCACUUUCUAUAACUGUGUUGAAAUUUAAAAUGCUGUUAUUCAUGUAGGAAAUACUAACAUGUUACAAAAAGUGCCUUACCCCUUGUUCUGCUGAUAAGCCUAUGCUACCAGUGUUGAUAUAUGCAUAAAAAAUCUUUACAUUAUAUUAAUAGAUUUAUUUUUGUACAAAUUUUAUUGGAGGUUGUAAUGCUUUUGAAAUACAUUCACAUUUUCAAAUGUAUUUUUACAAUUUAUAAAUUAAUCAAUAGAUGUUAACUAUGAAAUCCGUGAUUCAGAAAAUUUGUCUGUGAUUUUGUAACCUUUUUGUAUCAAAUCAGGUUUUUAUUCUCCCAUUAUUGUUAAUGAUACAGUAUGCAUACACAUGUUAACAUAUUUUCAAGUAUAAAAUUUUAAUGUUUUUAUAUAAAAUGAAAAAACCUAUUGUACUUAUAUGGUUUUUGUUAGUUGAUUUUUCCAUAAUUAAUAAUAAUGAAUCCUGUAUAAAACUAUGGACAUCCUUGGCAUUCUGUUUUUUUUCCCAGUAUUAUGUGGCUCUUUUCAUUUUCAUGUUGUCAACAUUUGUUUUUAUCCUUUACAGAGUUUUUACUAAAAAAUUAAGUUAAUAGUUCUUUUAAAAAGAUUUUCACUAGAAAAUAGGUUAAUUAUUAUUGUUUCAUGUCCUUAUAAUUGGAUGAUUGAUGAAAAUUUCUUGAAUGCACCCUAUAAUUCAAGGACCAAGCCAUUGUUUCUUUGUGCAAAAAACUUUACAUUUAUUGAUCAGUACUAGUUGGUUUCAGGAACAGAUUUGAGAGUGUGUCUAUGAGCUUAUAGCUUUCUACACAAUCAAACUAAAAUAAUUCCUGAAUAGAUUUAAGAAAUAUAUGCCUAUUUGUGAUUUAAAGGUUUUAAAGCUAUAUCAAAUGAAAUAUUUUUAUAGACUUUAUUAACAAUAACAUUUUUACAACUUCCAUAAUGCUCAAAAGAGUUUUAAAAUAGAAUGUCCCUAUUAUAACAGAAUCUUAUGACCUUGAACAAAAUGUUAUGCUUGCAUUUUCACUGCUUAGCAGAGAUUUCCUGAGUGAUUUACUCACUUUCAAAGAAAAUAUACAACCAUAUUUCUUUCAUAUAAGCAUUUUGGAAGUAUUCUUUAAUCUAAAUUCAAAUCAGUAUUUUUGGCAGAAAGUAUAUAGGUUUAUAUGCUAUAAUAUAUUCCUUUUAUGUAAUCUUGGAAAGUUGCCAAAUUAAUUUUAACAACAGUCAACCAAUGAAAUUUGGACUCGAAUUAGAAUAUGACUUAGACUUAUUCAAACAACACAAAAUUUUAGAAAAUAGAUAAAUCAUGGAGACAUUUUUAGCUUGAGAACUAGGAUGCUGAUUUAGGUUUAACAUUUUGAUAUCUUUUAUUUUAUCCAAAUAGCAAUCUUGUUUUUUAACAGUAUUUAUAACAAAUUUUGACCUGCAUACUUGGUCCUGAAUUUUGAUCCAAAUUUUUAGCCUAGUUAUUGGACCAAAAUAUUUAUCCGAUUUUAUUAUAUCAAAAUUAUUGAUCCUAAUUACCAGUUUUAGAAUAUGAUCCUUAUUUUUAUCUAGAGUAUUUAUAUUAAAUUUGAUCUUAUUCUUGAUCCCUACUCUGCCUUUUAUUCUCAAUAAUGACUUAAACAUUUUAAAGCAGCACGCCUCCAGAUUCAUCCUAAUUUUCAUGAAAAUUAUGAAAAUGUAUUUAAAGGUAAAAUAUUGUGAAAUGAACAAAGAAAGUACUUGACACUUUACAAUCGGCACUUAAAAUUCACUUUAAUUACCAAAAAGAGGUCAAAAUAUGCAUAAAUAGCCCCUACUGUGUUAGUAACGCAGUAGAAAUAUGGUGAUAAAUACUACAAAAUACAGUCAUUAAUUGCACAUAAGAUAUAAAUUAUCACUUGAAUCUUUAAUUCGUUAAUUUUCUCAAAGUUUUAGUAUGUUUUUUCCAAGUUUAAUUUUCUUUAAUUAUUUUGGGUCAUCUGGAGGCAUUCAGCUUUAAAGGCACAUUACGCCUCAGAAAUCCAAAUUUAUUACAUUCUUUAGAAAUGUCAAACAUGUAUUUAAAUUUUAAUAAUGUUUUAAUUAUGGACUUAAAGUAUGUGAGAUGUAAAACAGUUGAAGAAAGUAGCACUGAAUAUGCAGUAAUGUGUAGUAAAGUUUGCAAAAUGUAAACAAAGUAGUAUUUUGACUUCCAUACAAAAUACUUAUUCACUAUAAUUAUACCAAUUGCCAACAAAACAAUAAAAACAAAGAUAGUCCAUGCAUAUGGCAAAUGAUUUUUUUUUUUUUAACUAAAAUAUAGCAAAAUUUAAAGUUUUUGUGGAAUAAAAUG